AGGAACUCCACUUCCCCGGGCAUUCUCCUCAACUUCUUCACCAUCAAUUGAUUCAUCAUGGCUGAUAUAACAGAUCCCACGACAAAUCCAUCGUAUCGAGUACCCGAGCUACAACAACACGAUCCUCCAAUUGAACCCGAUCACCCACCUCCUCCAACCAACGAUGAUAUUGCAACGGAUGAUGGUUACGAUUCAGCCGCGCCUUCCGCACAGUCGUCAUCUCUGGCUUCGAGCGUGCGCGAUUAUCAAUUCGAGAAUAGUCGACGAUAUCAUAAAUUUAAAGAGGAAAGAGAGGACAUGAAGCAUACGGUCGCGGUGCAUCUUCUUGGUGGGAAGUUGCAUAAUGCGCCUUUGGACCAUCCUCAGAAGAUCAUCGAUACUGGGACAGGAACUGGAAGUUGGGCAAUUGAUAUGGGCGACGAAUAUCCCAGCGCCGAAGUCAUUGGGAUUGAUCUCAGUCCCAUUCAACCACCGUGGGUUCCUCCCAAUGUUCGAUUCCUCGUCGACGACGCCGAAGCACCGUGGCUAUACUCAGAAAACUCGAUAGACCUUGUCCAUUUGCGCAACAUGUCCACGGCAAUCAAGGAUUGGCCUGCGCUGCUAGGCGCAUUAAAACCAGGAGGAUGGAUCGAGCUUCCUGAAUUCCGAUGGGUAUACGGAUGCGACGACGGAACACUACGUCCCGACUUUACCCCACCGCAAAUGGUAGCCAACAUUCGAGCUGCCCUCGCCAAGUCAGGCAUCGAGAUGCACGCUGCCGAGAAGAACCCCGAUAGACUGCACGACGCUGGGUUCGUCAAUAUCUGCCACGAGAUCAAGAAGGUGCCAGUCGGACCGUGGCCCAAGGACUCCAACCUCAAGAUGAUUGGACUCUAUAACAGGAGUGUCAUCUAUGAUGGUCUGUACGCAAUCACCAUCGGUCCCUUCACUCGAGCCUUGGGAUGGACGCCUGAAGAGGUUGAAGUCUUCCUCGUCAAGGUUCGAAAGGACUUGAAGGAUCCUUCGGUGCAUUCUUAUGUCCACUUCCAUUCGCUUUGUGCGCAGAAGCCUUUCCAGCCAUAG
Fusarium oxysporum Fo47 is the source of this 1062-nucleotide messenger RNA. RefSeq names its product S-adenosyl-L-methionine-dependent methyltransferase. The transcript is spliced from 4 exons. Bases 58 to 1062 code for a protein of 334 amino acids. Gene Ontology annotation, molecular function: methyltransferase activity. Lineage: Eukaryota; Fungi; Ascomycota; Sordariomycetes; Hypocreales; Nectriaceae. The record is from RefSeq and is a predicted model, not a curated record.